AUGGGUGAAGAUCAAAUUGACGUCAUUGUGUAUGUCGACGACAUCCUUAUCUUUGCGAAGACAAAUGAAGUUAUAGAAAGGAUUGCAAAAAGUCUUAUGAAACGUUUUCCUAUAACGGAUUUAGGAGUUAUAAAUCACCAUCUAGGAGUCCAACGCAAUGUAUACUUCGUUACUAACGACGGGCUAACAAAACCGGAAUUGGUAAACUCUGGAGUGGGACAAGGGCUCGUAUCAGCCCCCUUACUGUUCACACUCUAUACAGCAGAUGGCAACACAACUAUCAGAAUAUCCACCACAGCAAAAUUUCUGGACAUCAUCUUGAAUCAAAGACUGAGAUUCACUGAUUCAUUCCACUUAUCAAAGCAAUGUGCGGAACCAAAUGGGGGGGCUGAUUCAACAACUCUCCUCAAUAUCUACAGAGUAUUAAUUAGGACCAAGAUCUAA
Cotesia congregata is the source of this 444-nucleotide messenger RNA. The record is from the annotation of a GenBank genome assembly. Lineage: Eukaryota; Metazoa; Arthropoda; Insecta; Hymenoptera; Braconidae.